CUAUCACUUUUGCUUGUCCACUUGUUCAGCUCUUACUUGCUUAUUUAUUUAAAUAUCGUCUUAUUUGCGCCAGUCGCUCAGUAACUUUGACCAGGUGAACAUCGUUUUGUCUGUGUUUGAAAUUGAAAACAACUUAAGAACAUCAACAAUGUCUAAAAAAGCUUGUUGCCAUGGUCCCGGUUAUAAGAGCCCCAUUGAUGCGAUGAAAAAUGGACCUCGCGAGAAAUUGCUCUACACUGUUACCGUGCAGCCUAAUCUAGAUGAACCCCAUGGUGAUUACUUAUCAACUGUGGAUGUGGAUCCCGAAAGCCCAACUUAUUGUCAGGUGAUUCAUAGGACCUUUACCAACCGCAAAGGAAAUGAACUUCAUCAUUCGGGCUGGAAUGCUUGCUCCAGCUGCUACUAUGUUGAUGAGAAUGCUAAGCAAAUACCGAAACGUGACAAACUUAUAUUGCCUUCAAUUGUGUCCGAUUUCAUUUACGUACUGGAUGUGGCGACUGAUCCACGUAAACCCUCGAUAUAUAAGACCAUCGAUGGGGAUGUGCUUAAGCAACAUAAUGUAACUGCACCACAUACAACGCAUUGUCUAGCUGAUGGUAAUAUUAUGAUUUCGACAUUGGGCGAUGCUGCAGGCCAUGCCAAGGGUGAUUUUAUACUCUUCGAAACGAACAAUUUCGAUUGUGUUGGUACGUGGACGAAGGGCAAAGAAGUGGCUUUGUGUGGUUAUGACUUUUGGUAUCAACCAUAUUUUGAUGUGAUGGUGUCAACGGAAUGGGGCGCACCCAAUAAGUUUAAACGUGGCUGGCGAAACGAAGACCUCGAUGACAUGACCCAAUAUGGUUGUCGAUUGAAUUUUUACAAAUGGUCAACGCAUACCCUAUAUCAAACUAUUGAUUUGGGUUAUGAGGGUACAACACCAUUGGAGGUUCGCUUUAUGCACGAUCCCAAACGUGGAGAAGGAUUUGUGGGCUGCUGUUUGAAUGCAAAUAUAUACUAUUUCAAAAAGAAACCCGAUUCCGAUGAAUUUGUAGCAAAAAAAGUGAUUGACAUACCCGGCAAGCUAAUUUCAAUUGAUGGUGGCAAACCUGAGACUUUGAAUGGUAUGGUUUCCGACAUAGUGCUCUCUUUGGAUGACAAAUAUCUAUAUGUAAAUUGUUGGUUACACGGUGAUCUACGCCAAUACGAUGUUAGUGACCCAGAGAACCCACGUCUAACAGGCCAGCUGUUUUUGGGAGGUUUUAUUUGCAAUGAUUGGAAACAUGUAGAGGUUCUUGAAGAUAAGGAACUCACGAAACGUCCCGAGCCACGUUUUGUUAAAGGUCGCAGACUCGAAGGAGGGCCACAAAUGAUGCAACUCUCCUUGGAUGGCAAGCGAUUGUAUGUUUCGUCAUCUCUCUUUUCGCCAUGGGAUAAGCAGUUCUAUCCAAAGAUGGUUGAAAAAGGCGGUACCAUAAUUGAAAUUGAUAUUGAUGUUGUUAACGGUGGUAUGAAGCUGAACGAGAAUUUCCUGGUUGACUUUGGUAAUGAACCUCAUGGACCAGCACUACCGCAUGAAAUGCGUUACCCAGGUGGUGAUUGCACCUCCGACAUUUGGUUGGUUAACGAUGAAAAAUGAAUUUUUUAAAAUAUAGAAGUCAAUGUUAAUUUCAAUUCGCUGAAAAUCUCAGAAAAAAGUUACGGAAAUCAGCGCAUAGUAUCCAAUUACAUAUAAUAUAAAACAUUUAUAGCAUGGAAGGCGGCUUUAUAUGUAAAGAAGAAGAAUCCUACUAUGCGAUUUGCGUUUUUAUUAACUUCAAACCAGACAUUUCAUUCGAAAUGAAUUGUCAAUUAUGUAAUGCGAAGUAAUCAUGAAUAAAUUUUAAAAAGCAAUAAAAA
Messenger RNA from Zeugodacus cucurbitae (melon fly), 1875 nucleotides. RefSeq names its product methanethiol oxidase. Gene Ontology annotation, molecular function: selenium binding. The transcript is spliced from 6 exons. Lineage: Eukaryota; Metazoa; Arthropoda; Insecta; Diptera; Tephritidae. Bases 149 to 1615 code for a protein of 488 amino acids. The record is from RefSeq and is a predicted model, not a curated record.